AUGGAGGUCAGAUACAACCAGGAGACAGAACCGGGGAUGGGGCUGAAGAACGGACUAAAGGAUGGGAAAGACAGCAAGGAUUCCCAGGGAAACCUUUCCAAAACCUUCCUAAAGAAUCAGCACGAGUCCUUCUCACCAUCUGGGAUGGUGGAAAACUGUGAGAAGAACCGAGCGAGCACGGGGGACCCAGACUACUGCCGGAGAAUACUUGUCAGAGAUGCCAAAGGGUCUAUACGAGAAAUCAUUCUGCCAAAGGGACUGGAUUUGGACCGUCCCAAACGAACCCGGACCUCUUUCACCGCAGAGCAACUCUAUCGUCUGGAGAUGGAGUUCCAGAGGUGCCAGUAUGUGGUUGGGAGGGAACGAACAGAGCUGGCCCGCCAGCUAAAUCUUUCUGAAACUCAGGUUAAAGUUUGGUUCCAGAACCGACGCACAAAGCAGAAGAAGGACCAGGGCAAAGAUUCAGAGCUGCGCUCGGUGGUGUCGGAGACGGCAGCCACCUGCAGUGUAUUAAGACUCCUAGAGCAGGGCCGGCUCCUCACGCCGCCAGGUCUGCCGGGGCUCCUGCAGCACUGUGGCAACGGCACCUUGAGUGUCGCCCUGCGAGGGCCCUCCAUGGGCAUGGCUAGCAAUGGAAGCAGCAGCAGUGGUGCCAGCUCAGGGACGGCCGGGGGCAGUCCCCCUCUGCCCAUAGUGACCAGUUCAGGGACGGUAGCGGGCCUCCAGAGCUCCCCAUCAGCUCAUGGCCUGUUCAGCUUCCCCAUGCCCUCUCUGCUGGGAAGCGUGGCCACCCGCAUGUCCUCCAACCCGCUUUCUAUGGCCGGGAACCUACAGGAACUGUCUGCCCGCUACCUGAGCUCUUCUGCUUUUGAACCUUACUCACGGACCAAUGGCAAGGAGAGUAUGGACAAAAACGUUUUCGAAUGAUGUUUUUGAUUCUUUUCAUUGCUCUCCUUGCUUUUUAUUACCUUGGUUUUGUUUGUUUCACCCUCUUCUGUCCUGUUUGUGUUGUGGUUGUCGUUCAUGUGAAUCCAAUUGAGCAUCUGAUGCCUCUCGGAGGGAGGAAAACAAAGACAUACAUUUCAUUCUUAUAAGAACAGGGUGAUUGUUUUUAAGCUUUUGCACUAAAUUAAAGUUUCAUCUCCAUGUUGUGAAUUUCAAUACAAGUACUCAGAGAAACAAAUAUCCAUGAGAUUGCAAAAGGGCAGCAUUGCAUUUUUUUUGCCACAUUUUCUCACGUUUAUUUUGCCGCAAUAGUAAUCACAAAAAGAGCCACAAAAAUGAGUCUGUUUAUGUUUUGGUAACACAUCACACAUGUUUAGCUGCUGGAGGUAAUUGGCACAUUACACACAAAGCUUUUCAGUGAUUGGCCAUGGGUGUAACAUGAUGGUAUCAUUUUGAUUUUGUGUUUUAUUAUUUGAUUGUUUUGGUUAGACAGAGUCACAGUGUUUCAAAGUAGGGAGUUAUCAAGCAUUACAGCUUGCGGAGUUCAGGUGACAGACUGUCAGUUCAGGACGGCAUGGUGUACUUGGAGUCCGGCCAUUGUCAAACAUGACAUUUCAGUUUACGGAAAUAUCACAGGUCUCUUUUUCCAUUUGCAGAUACUCAUGAGGAACACAGGCAUUUAACAUACAAAUGCAUUUACAUAUGCAGAUGUUUUGCAAUAUGAAACUACAAUAACAGUAUUUUAUACCAGUUUGUAUUUGUUUUUAUGUUUGGGCCAAAACAAACUAAAGAAAAAUGUUGUCAUACAGUAUGAUAGUUCAAUUGUUCUGUGUUAGUUGUUUUAUAAAUGGGUUUGUGAGGGUUUUCCCAAUAUGAUUUUAAACACAGUCUACAUUUGUGACUUUUAUGUCUUAAAGCUGCAGUAUUCCACUUUUUCGUCUGUGAUUUUAAGAAUACUGGAGUGGUAGUCCAGAUUUCCAUGUAAGAGUUGGAGAAAAGCUUGGAAGUGUGGGGUUGGGCAAAGGGAGGACGGAGGAAAGGGUUCUGGAAAAGCUUUUGAACUACAGUAAGCAGCUUGCAUAGUUGGAUAUACAGAAUUGAACUUGAUGCUACAUGAUUGAAAACAGUGCAGAAGGUUUUGCAAUCUUUUAAGACUUUUUCCCGUGUGAAAUGUUUUAAGAUCAGUCACCAUGGCGGGAGGUUUAGUAGGAAAGGAGCAUGAGGUGAGUGAAAUUACUGUAGUACAAAAGAAAGAAAAAUGAGAAUUGUACCUAAAAUUGUUAUUUUAUUGUAAAUUAUUAAUGUCCGUAAUUAAUAGAUGAUUAGUAUGUAUAUCUGACAAAUUAUGAAUGAAUUAAUGAAUGAAUGUAAGGGAGGAGGUGAUAAAUCAAUCAAAGCUCUUUGGUGCUGUUGUUGUGAAAUAACUUGAACUUUGUGACAUGUGUGGUAAGAGUGUGGAUACAUAUUAUAUACAGUAUAUAUGCCUACCAAAAAAGCCACGUGUGUUGUUUAUUUUCUUUCAUACAUUCAUCAUGAUGAUAAUCCAGUUUAAAUUAUUAAAAAAAGGCCAUGUUGUACCUUCA
Oncorhynchus masou masou (cherry salmon) is the source of this 2528-nucleotide messenger RNA. RefSeq names its product ventral anterior homeobox 1-like. Gene Ontology annotation, molecular function: DNA-binding transcription factor activity, RNA polymerase II-specific; RNA polymerase II cis-regulatory region sequence-specific DNA binding. Lineage: Eukaryota; Metazoa; Chordata; Actinopteri; Salmoniformes; Salmonidae. The coding region runs from base 1 to 927 and encodes 308 amino acids. The transcript has 3 exons. The record is from RefSeq and is a predicted model, not a curated record. Gene Ontology annotation, biological process: brain development; regulation of transcription by RNA polymerase II; central nervous system development. Gene Ontology annotation, cellular component: nucleus.